Molecule: messenger RNA, 942 nt
Organism: Trichosurus vulpecula (common brushtail)
Lineage: Eukaryota; Metazoa; Chordata; Mammalia; Diprotodontia; Phalangeridae
Product: mas-related G-protein coupled receptor member X1-like
Biological process (GO): G protein-coupled receptor signaling pathway
Cellular component (GO): membrane
Molecular function (GO): G protein-coupled receptor activity
Source: RefSeq, a predicted model, not a curated record
AUGGCUGUGUCGCCCACACGUGAGCAAUGGCAAUAUGUUUAUGACAACGCAACGGAGAAAAGCACAAACGGGAGCUCAGUUUUCGCGAUACCAGCAGAAUUUUAUUUAAGUGACUGGAUGCGGAUCCUCUCUCUGGUCAUAGUCCUGGUUGGGCUGGUGGGGAACAGCAUGGUCCUGUGGCUCCUGGGCUUCUGCAUUCCGAGGAACCCCUUCUCUGUCUACAUCUUCAACCUGGCCUGGGACUUUGUGAUCUUCAUAUAUGGCUUUCUUAGCUAUCUGUAUCAUUCUUUCAUAUACGUAGUAGUUAUGUACCUGGCAUACCCGUUCUACAGCGUGGGCCUGAGCCUCCUGGCUGCAAUCAGCACCGAGCGCUGUCUAGCUGUGCUCUUCCCCAGCUGGUACCUACAUCACCGACCCAAGAACACAUCUGCAGCUGUGUGCGCUGUCCUCUGGGCACUACCUGUAUGGUUCGGGGGAGCAGAUUUUUUCCUUUUUGAUUAUGUAAGAAGUCCGGUUUUCUGUGGCCCAUUCUCCACAAUACUGGUCGUGUGGUUCACGCACUUCACCCCAGUGCUGUGCCUGUCCAGCCUGACUCUGCUGCUGAGGGUCCAGUGCAGCUCCCAGCGCCGGCAGCCGCCCAGGCUCUACCUCCUCGUCCUGCUCAUGGUCCUCGUGUUGCUGCUCUGUGGCCUGCCCAGGGAAAUCCAAGCCAGAAUAUCUGGUUUUUCCUUAGAUUUCAUGCCUUAUUGGCUCACUACGUUCUUAGCCUGCCUGAAAAGCAGAGCAUAUCCCCUCAUUUACUUCCUGCUGGACAGUGGAAGGCAUAGAGGAGGCAGAGAGCCCCUCAGGGUUGUCCUCCAGAGGGCCCUGGCAGAGGAGCAGGAGCUGGAGGGUGGAAGAGGAGACUCUCACCUCACCAACAGGCGGGAGACGUCAUUCUAA